This is a messenger RNA of Salvia splendens (bonfire salvia), 651 nucleotides long. RefSeq names its product GDSL esterase/lipase At2g40250. The transcript is spliced from 3 exons. Gene Ontology annotation, molecular function: hydrolase activity, acting on ester bonds. The coding region runs from base 1 to 651 and encodes 216 amino acids. NCBI's taxonomy places the organism in Eukaryota, Viridiplantae, Streptophyta, Magnoliopsida, Lamiales, Lamiaceae. The record is from RefSeq and is a predicted model, not a curated record.
AUGGAUCACACCACACAUCUCCUCUUCAUUCUCAUCUCAAUCACAUCCCUCCUCUGUUCCACAGCCGCAACGCCGAUAAACACAACCGCCGUGUACGCCUUCGGCGACGCCAUAUUCGACACCGGCAACAACAACGGCCUCCGCACCAUCUGCCGCGCCGACCACCCGCCCUACGCCUCCGAGCUCAACGACACCAUCUCCUUCGGCAGAUUCUCCAACGGCAUGCUCCCGGCCGACAUCCUCGUCCACGACCUCGGCCUCAAGCCCCUCAUGCACCCGUACCUCAACAUGCAAACCUCCCCCCGCGCCGCCCUGCAGACCGGCGUCAGCUUCGCCUCCACGUGCUCGGGCCUCGACGACCUCACCGCCGAUGAGGUCGGGGUGCUCACCAUGACGGCGCAGUACAGGAACUUCGAGGCGGCAAGGGAGACCAUGAGGCUAGACAUUGGCGAUGGUCCCACGGACGACGUACUCAAGACCGCUGUGUAUUUGAUCUCCGGUGGAACUAAUGACAUGUUGGAUAACUACUAUGCGAUUCCGAUCAGAAGAUUGAUGUAUUCUGUGUCUGCCUACCAUGAGUUCUUGCUCGAAAAUCUUAAACAUUUUGUCAAGAAAUUGUACAAGAGGGGUGCAAGAAGAGUGGGAGUGUAG